GAAUUUUCAAGAUGCCAAAUCCUCGAAGCUGUGGCCUUGCUUUGUGCCACGAGACAGCUGAUGUGGGCCUCAGUUCGCCUCCCCUUGUUGUGGAAAACGGACGGUCCGGGCUCCAUCUGCCCGCUUAUCACGCGAUGGACGAUAAGCGUCGACAGAUAGGUAAUGACGCCUUGGAAGAGGCGGCUCGCUCGGCCUUAUCAGUAGGCGCUGGAAAAUCUUCUGCUCACGUUGUCCUUCUUUCUUGAGUUUGGUGUGGUGAUCUAGAAAAUAAGACAUAAGAGCAAGAACAGCAGGUGCAGAACAGGAGUGGUCGUUAGAGAAGGGACGAUGGCUGGCUUUCCUGGAGUGAAGGUGGCUCCGUUCACGUACGUGUCGCACGUGUUGGCGGUGGCGUCGGCGGCGAUGGUCCUAGUGUGGUGCAUCCACUUCCGCGGCGGCCUCGCCUUCGAGUCCACCAACAAAUCCCUCAUCUUUAACAUUCAUCCAGUUCUUAUGCUGAUUGGUUUUAUUAUUGUUGGGAGUGAAGCUAUAAUGAGCUACAAAACCCUGCCACUGAGUCAUGAAGUGAAUAAAGUUAUCCAUUUGACUCUUCAUGCAAUUGCUCUUGUACUCGGUGCUGUGGGAAUUUAUGCUGCCUUCAAGUUUCACAAUGAAAGCGGAAUAGAUAACCUGUACAGCUUGCAUUCUUGGGUUGGGCUCGGCACCAUCUGUUUAUAUGGCAUUCAGUGGAUUUUUGGGUUCGUGACCUUUUUCUUUCCUGGUGCAUCUCCAACGCUGAGAGGUAAGUCUCUUCCUUGGCACGUACUAUUUGGGCUGUUCGUCUACAUACUAGCCAUAGCCACCGCAGAGCUAGGCUUCUUGGAGAAACUCACUUUUCUGGAGAGCUCAGGCCUGUCCAAAUAUAGCUCAGAGUCCUUCUUGGUAAACUUCACUGCUCUUGUCGUGAUCUUUCUUGGAGCCUCAGUUGUGAUUUCUGCUAUUGCUCCUGCACAUGUUGAUGCUCCACAAGGUUAUUCUUCUAUAUCGGAGAAUUAAUCUCACCAUUGUUGUCACAAACUGUUCUCCCAGUCAGACAUUUGCAUGACACAGUUAUGUUUGUUACAUACGACUACUGUUAGAAGGGAAGACUAGUGGUUUCUUCGCUGUGUAUAGUUGGUUGCCAUGGACAAUAAGAUUCUUGCAAUGAUAAUGUUUCUUUGGUUGCAAUA
Molecule: messenger RNA, 1208 nt
Organism: Musa acuminata AAA Group (dessert banana)
Lineage: Eukaryota; Viridiplantae; Streptophyta; Magnoliopsida; Zingiberales; Musaceae
Product: probable ascorbate-specific transmembrane electron transporter 1
Exons: 4
Coding region: 328-1035 (235 amino acids)
Molecular function (GO): oxidoreductase activity
Source: RefSeq, a predicted model, not a curated record